This is a messenger RNA of Larimichthys crocea (large yellow croaker), 950 nucleotides long. RefSeq lists its product as hypothetical. The coding region runs from base 319 to 903 and encodes 194 amino acids. The transcript has 5 exons. The record is from RefSeq and is a predicted model, not a curated record. Lineage: Eukaryota; Metazoa; Chordata; Actinopteri; Sciaenidae.
GUUAGCUCAUGUCAGUGGUCGGUGUCAGUAUUUAUGAAUAUAUGCAUUCAUGUAUCAAAAGUAAAAUUAUGAAUUGAAAAAACGUUUCACGUGAUUUAACUCUAUAAUCUGUAUGUGCAUGUAAAAACCACUUAACCUCAGGCGUGUGUGUGUGUGUGUGUGUGUGUGUGUGUCAGCUCAGUAAUAAUUAAUAGGAACCUUACCUGGCAGCAAUGAGAUAAAGAGGGGCACAUCUCCAUGACAACAACUCCCCAAACACACACACACACCUCCCGUUGGCUGAACAAGUGAAUGUGGAGUUAUCGUCGGAGGUGAAGCAUGCACAGGUCGUACCAGCCGCUGAAGCCCGUCACCAACCGAUACCUGCAGCAGAGAUGGGACCAGAACAACUACGACAACCACCGCAGGAAGGUGACCUCCGCUCUGCCAGUAGUGGACAACAAGGGCUCGAGGACACCAGCUCACGUCCAGCUCAAACUCAAGAAACUACAGCUGCAGGAUGAGCGUCUGUCAGUCAUCGACAGAGAUAAUCGCCUCCUGGCCUCCAAACUGUCCGACAUAGUUUGCUCUAAAGGCCUGGUGGAGCAUCAGAACCACUACCACCUGAGGAGCCUGAAUGUUAACAAGAGGAGGGAGGAGCUUCUUCUGGUCAGUCGUCAAAAUCAAGCCAUCUACCAGCGAAUCACGUCUCGCCAGUCAGAGUACCGCCGCCAGCUGUGGUUGGAUGACUGGGAGAGGGCGGAGCGUCGGCGGGACGAUAUUUCCCGAUACCCCCGAGGACUCGUGGAGAAACAGAAGUCGCUCAGGAAGGUGAAGUUUGCGGCUGUGAAUGGCAGCGAGCGCUCGACGAGCUGCAGCAACACCGACACAGACAAGACGGACAGGACGAGCCGAGACACCUGAAGCACCGACGAAAAUCUGACUCUGCAAAUAUGAAAUUAAAAACUCUA